Molecule: messenger RNA, 1118 nt
Organism: Pelagomonas calceolata
Lineage: Eukaryota; Pelagophyceae; Pelagomonadales; Pelagomonadaceae
Source: the annotation of a GenBank genome assembly
CAGCUUUUGCUGCCUUGCCAAUGGUUGCUAGUGUCUUACAGGACGCUAGCUGUCGAGGUUUGGCGCAGAGAGAAAUCGGCGCGACGCAGGCCCCGUCCGCGUGACCGAGUGCCGAUCUUCUUUUCUCCGGCGCGGCUUCCACCCGCGGGACCAAAAUAAAGCGUUCCUCACCAUUUCCUGUCAGUGAUAUUUUCACAAAUCAAUCCAGCUCCGACGGUCGCUUGCGGGUUGCGUAAGCGCGAGAAUAGACAGCCCCGCGCAAGAGAGAGUAGUUAAGCGGUCACGGACCCUGCGCAAUAUGGGUGAUUUCGCAACCCUCCGAUUCGGCCCGAAAAACGCUAGUCGACGCGUCGUCUUCGGCCACGGCAUCGGCGGGUUAGAUAGAUUCGCCAACACCUUCAUUAAGGGCGCCGUGGAGCACUGGUCCACGGACCCGCGGCUCCGCCACGUCGAGUUCAUCGUGCCGACGGCGCCGACGCGGGAUAUGAGUAUGUUUGCAGCAGGCGCAACGGCGGAUGUCAGAGAGAUGCUAGGUGACGCGAAGCUGCCGGCCUGGUUUGACGCUGGACAGGACGCGUCACUACCUAAUGGCUGGCGACUCAACCGCGAACACAUCGCGGAGUCGAAGCGGACGUACAUCAAUCUGGCGACGCAGGACGGCGCAACACUCGAGACCACGGUCUUCGGCGGGUUCUCGAACGGCGGCGCCCAGGCCUUGGUCACCGGCCUCCAGACCCCGUGCGCCGGGAUCUUGUGCCUCUGUUCGUCGCUCUUUGGCUUUCGCGAAUUUGAUGACAAAGACCUGCAAAUCCCGAAGCCAGUUCUCUACUGCACCGGCGAGAAGGACCCGUACGUACCGCUCGAAGAAAUCGAGAAGGACAAGGCGUUCCUCGCGGACCGCUCGGCAUGCGACGUCCAGGUCCGAACGUUCAAUAUGGGCCACGAGUCCUGCGAGCAGGAGCUCGCGGUCUGCGCGAACUGGCUGGCGAAGGUGCUCGCGGUCGACGGCGACGACGACGCUUUGGGGGCCGCGGCGGGCGUGGACUUCAUCAAGUAGACGGCGCGGUGCGAAUCUUGGGGUUCUGGUGAUAGAGCUUGAAUAAUUAUCAAUCAAUCGG